Pomacea canaliculata is the source of this 4008-nucleotide messenger RNA. RefSeq lists its product as uncharacterized. Lineage: Eukaryota; Metazoa; Mollusca; Gastropoda; Architaenioglossa; Ampullariidae. The transcript has 3 exons. The record is from RefSeq and is a predicted model, not a curated record. The coding region runs from base 1029 to 1826 and encodes 265 amino acids.
UUCUUUGUCAAACGUCGCUUCUCAUUCAUCUCACCUGCUCACCUGCUCGCGCCAAGUAAAGGUGUAGGUCAGGGACUGCGAGGCAGAGAGAAGUUUUAUUGCGGGGGGUUAGACGACACGCGGCAUGGGAGGUGAGGCUCGCGCCAGACAGUACAAACUGCAAGCCCAGAGUUCACGAGGCUUGACCUCAGCAGAUAGAUGUCGCUGGCAGUUGUUUGUAUAAAAGGAUACACUUUUGCACCGAAGCGCGGCGUUUGGUGAGCACAUGAUAGCGGAAGAACUUAGCACCUGCCAGGCCAUCACAGUGGAGACAAGAGACUGUAGUGACUAUAGGUGCGGGGGCAACACUUGCACCACUGUUCACAACUGUCGUCGGGUGUAGUGACUGUCGAAGUAGUGAAAGCCUGAGUGAGAGAAGGCGACAGACAGCGACAUGGUGGACUACAGCUCAGCGCGCAGGACGACAAAUCCCACAGGUGAAGCUUGCUGAGCAGCUUGUGUCACACCAGGCUGUGAGUGACUGACUUUGUGUCUGUGCGGUCGUUUGCUUGACUGCCAUGAUCGUGGAUAACGUACAAAACUGAACCCUAACCCUAUACAAGAAGCUGAGCAGAGGUCAAUCGUUCGGGGAUCAGUGUCACUCUUCAGUUUCGAAACGUUAGUUGCUGAAAGUUUGCUGGGAGCAGGUGUGAUGGGAGUGUGAGCCGACACACGGUGCAGUGUGUGCACUUUGACCUGUCUCCCAUCAUCUUUCAGACGCCUGGCGGGAUCUAAACAAAGUGCAUGCGGCAUUGGUGUGGUGCGUGGUGCGACAGACGGCUAGACGGCUUGUAACCUCACUAGCAUGGGGUGGGUGGGUACGACACUAGUCCGCCCGCCAACAAUCGUCUCAUCCGGGCCGUGUGUGUGAACACAACAACUGCAGCUGCGUGCGGAAUUCACGCUGAGGUCAGGUGACGUGACACCGAGGUGAGCGUGUGUGACGUCUUCACUGGCUGUCGUCGUUCCUGUCAUCGAAACUUCGCAGGAUGGGCGGUCUGCUGUGGCUGCUGUGUGUGGUGGUGUUGGGAUGGCGGUGUAUGUCAGCGAAAGGAGACGUGUUGCAGGUGCCACUUCCCAACUUUGCUGACCUUAGACUUCAUUAUCCUGGAUAUGCCCAUUAUGGAGGGCACUUCCACAACCACCACCUCAUCAGCAUCAUCGGACUCAGUGCAGCAGAUAGCAGCAUGCUUUUGCACGACACCAGUGCCCUGCGGCUGUCAUACACUCUGAACCAUAUAGGUGGUCAGCAUUCUUUGGGUUAUCAGCUGAUCAAACUGUCCAAGUAUGGUCAUGACAGUCUGUCAGGGAGAAAUGGCUUGCAGUAUAUCUUUCAUCCAAUAGCAUACGGGCCUUUUCUGGCAGACAAGUAUGGCUACCCAAGUGUGUCAAGACUGCAUGAGCGAGAUCCCAUUAGUGCCAAAAAGAAUUUCUGGGGACGUCAAGGUAUUCUGCAGGUAAUCACUUACUCCAGAAAAAAGAACUUGCCCAAAGGUCAUGUUGGCUUAUGGGACUGUAAUCACUUCCAUCAAAGUAAAGACUGGACUGCUGGUCACAGCCUCAUAACUGUGGAAUUCUGGGAAUCUCCAGAUUCCAACUGCACAGCUAUGAGCACAGAGCCACACUUCCAGAUGGCCAGCUUAGUGCAAGUCACCUCAGACAGCACAGGGAAAGACAUGGAACCAGAGUUGUCUAUGAUGCUAGAAGCAAGCCAGCCUCAUGUUCGUCUGCGACACAGGCACUGGGAGAAACGAUUCCUUAGAAAACAUCACCUGGGAAACUCCUAGCAGCCCUCGCAGUGCAAGAAUGUCAGGAGAUGCCAAAUACCACUUGCGUUGUAAUGGUGCAGGUUUGGAAUGAACAAAGGCAGCAACAGCCAGGAGAUGACUUAUGCUACUGUCAUAAGCCCUGACCAUGACUUUGCACUGCUGCCACCAGUCCCGACAUUGACCUUGGUAAGAACAUAGUGCUUGUGGACCACCAAUAUCCAUGGAUAUCAACCUCUGAAAGCACACUUUACUAUUGAAAUUUAAAUACAUGCAGGUAAUUGAUGUCUGUAAAUGUCUCUUUCACUGAAAGUAGCACGCACAGAGGAUUUUUGUGUGGAUUUUUCCCAUGGUAGCCUUUUGCGGUAGCCUAAACAGAAGCCACGAUAAGGACAUUUCAGUGUCUAAUGUGUGCAGGGUUGUGUGUCAAGGCCAUGAUCUCAUGGUUAGUAAAAGAACACUGCUGGAAAGACAGUGACAUUUGGAUGUCAAGUGAUUGCUACACAUGUUCUAUAAUUUGUUAUGAAUCAGUUUGGAGGUUAAGUCUGGCGACCUUUGAAAGACUUCAGGCAAUAGGGCACAUUAAAAGCACAAAAUAUUUGCCAUACAACUUUAUACAUUUGUGGCACUUUUUUUUAUUUUACCAACAGUAAUUUGUAUUCUUAUGAAUAUUCUAGGGGUUUUGUUUUCCUUUUUCAAAUUAGUAUAAAGCCAAUAGAAAUGUUGCUUGAAAACAGAAAUAUGUGGAGUAUCACCAAGAGUUCAGUCUUUUUAAAGUCUGAAAGUCUACAUGUUACAUUUAUGGUGAGACUGAUAAAUGUACUGUAACCCUUCUUGUUAUUGUGUGCAUGUUCAUUCUGUCAGACCAUUGCAGCCUUUACAAUGCAGACACAGCCCAUCUGUGCAAGGCAUAAUAGUGAAAAUAUAGGAGGAUGAGAUAGAGUCCAUUGUGGAAGUUAUAUCUCAGCAGUGGCAGAAGCUUUUGCCAGAUAACCAGUAUCACUGGGUUCUAAGAAGAAAACAGUUUCUGACAGGCUUACUUUUCUUUAGUCAUGGUCUGGAAUGAUUGCUUUUUCCGAGGUCUUCAUUCUCACUGGAUGAAAAAAAGUGUCUGUUUGUAGGUUUUUGAAGAUUUUCUUAUAAAUAGCUGUGUAUCACUCUAUAGCAUUCUUAUAAAUAGUUGUGUAUCACUCUGUAGAAUUCAUGGGGCACUUUUUAAGCUGAUCCUUCUUGUCAUCUCUGGAUCAAUUUUUCAUCACAAUUUUGGUCAAGCAGUCAUGAACUUGCAGAAUCUCUUUGAAACUGACAGAUAAUCACCAAAAGGUGUGAAAAAGGCUGUGAAUGUGAAGCUGUAUGCUAUUUAUCUGUAACAGUUACUGCUUGAAAAUUGUUGAGCCCUGAAUAAUGUUUAACUUAAAGUGAAUUCAGAUUCGUAUAGUCUUUUUAAAUGCUAUCAAUCAAUACAUAGUUUAUGUUGCCUAAAACCAAAAGAAAUUUUGAAUAAUAGGAUAAUGUUAGUCUUGUCUUCUCAAGGAAUUGAGCUAAGGAUUUUCUUUGAAACUGUUAGCUGCUGGCUUUGAUCUGUGGGACCAGUUUCAGUAUGCUGAUGGCAGAUGGGGCUUUAAAAAAACACAAAAAAAUGCAGUGAUGUACAUGCAAUGCUUUGAAAACCUGUAUGUUAUUACAAAGUUGAUUUUCUUGUGCCUCUGUGCUAUUUUAUAGUUGUUUGUGCCUUUGUAACAACAAGAAAUGUUGGGUAAAGUUUUUAAAAAAGCAAAAAUCUCCACCCUUCAGUCAUCGAUGCAAGUAAACUGUUAAAGUAGUAUCAAUGGCUGUCGUUACAUUUACAGAAUGUGGUAGGAGUGCAUUAGGAUUAGGAUUUGCUUGCAUUUGUAUAAACAGGCAGCUAACUUAAGAUUAUCACAUUUCUCUUUUACCUUUUUUUAACCAUGUAAUCUAUCACCAAGGCAUAUUUGUACAGUUUGUGCAUGCAGUGUCUUUCUCCCAACCCCCUCAAAAAAAAAGUUUUAAUUGCUGCUUGAAAGAUAUAAACUUAUUUUCAUUUUCACUUAUGGGCAAACUAAAAUGCUUUGUUCAGACUGGUAUUGCAUUUAUUCUCAAAAGUGGGAAAAGCUGUAGUAAUGCUUGAGGCGAUGGAGAUUUCUGCUAGUAAAAAACAUCACCUCAACCUUGGCCAGUAUUA